UUAUUGUAAGCCUACUUUAUCGAUCAUAUUCCCUUUCUCUCUCUUGUUUUUCAUUUUCUUUCCCUAACUUCUAUAACCAGUCAUUUAUAAUGAACUUUAAUUUGAAAAUAAAAAAUCGGUGGGCCAAUUGAAAAGGGCAAAAAAUAAAUAGAAAAGAAAAAGAAAACGUAAAGCUAAAGCAAACACUCUCGAAGCCUAUAGCUAAGCGUCACUACACAUUCCAGCUCUUUCAAAUCUCCUCAGUCUCCCAUCAAAAUACGAGAAAAACAUAAAAAAAAAAGAAAAAGUUAAAAGAAACCCUAAUUUAAGAUCCGAUCGUCGUCAUCUUCACUCCUCUGGAUCUUCACCACCCAAAAACAAAAGCACCAAAAAUUCCAAAUUUGGAAACUUUCUACCUCUGUCCUGUUUCAAGAUUUUGUUCUUGCCCGAGAUGAAAGACAGAGGAAAGAGAACAGCAACUGAGCGAAGAAACGACGACGUGUCGUUAUACUACAGCACACCGUCAGAGUUCUCUUGUCGGAAACAUCCAUCGGUUUCCCCUGUCGGAAUCUGCCCGUACUGUCUCAACGACCGUUUAGUUAACCUCGUAUGCUCCCAGUGCGGCGAACAGAGACUCUCUUCUUGCUCUUGCUCCGACAUCUCUCCUAAUCACGCCGGCGUGGAACCCGGAAACGUCAGGAUCUCUUCUCUCAUCGACGAGGAGACGGCGAAACAGAGGAAGACGACGAAACAGAGUCGAAAAACAGAGGACGUUGUGGUGUUCAAGAGGAGUAGUAGCAGCUGCGUUGAGAUUAGUAAGAGGAAGCAUCAUAGACUCUCGAGACUCGGGAGGUUCUUGAGGAAGAUUAAUCCAAGAAAGGAAAGACCUUUCGAUGAGAACAACAACAACGAUACUUGGCGUUUGGAUUAUAACAACGACGGCAAGACACUAAGGGUUUCGAGAUCGAGAUCGCUUUGCAGCUUCCGAGGAGGCAACGUGUACUUAAACGGAUCGGAAGAAGACGUGUCGUCUUUCUCCGGCGCGAGGAGCUCCUUCUCCGCCGCGAGAAGCUCGAGCGUCUUCGAUACGACGACGACGGAGACGCGGAGGAGCAACUUCGAAGGGAGGAAGAGUAAUUUCAGCGAGACGACGGAGACGCGGAGGAGUAACUUCAGCGAAUCGGAGCCGCCGCGGAGGAGCUGUUUCGAGGCGAGGAAGAGUAACUUCAGUGAAACAGAGUACCCACGGAGGAGUAACUUCAGCGAAACAGAGCAUAAACAGAGUAUAAAUAACCAUCCGCGGAGGAGCAACUACGAAGCGGCGCCGAGGAAGAGUAAUGUCAAUGAGGAGCAGCAUCGGAAAAGUGAUUCGUCGGCGAUGAGUUUCACGAGGAGGGUUAUGUCGAUGAAAGAGAGUUACUUUACCGGAGGAGAAGAGCCUGGUUUCAUUGAUCUCAAAUUCGAUUCCUCUGGAGGAGAAGUGGUGGUGAACGACGGCGUUUUGGAGCACGGAGGAGGAGGGUCUUGUCGGUUAACGACGAAGGAUCGAGAGUUGAGUAAGAGUAGAAGGAGCUUCAAAGGAUGGAAAUGGAUUUUUGGACAUCAUCAUCAUCAAAGGGAUUUAUGAAUCAUGAUGAUGAUGAUAGAGAUGGUAUUUAUGGGAUCCAGUAAGGAGCAAGCAAUGGAGUUACGGUGUUGUGUGAUCCGAUGUCAAUCUUAGUCAAAAAGCUUCUUUUUUUCUAAUGGUUUAUCAUUUUGUUUUGUUGAAUAUUUAUAUAUCGACGCAUCGGACUGCAAGUUUUGUGAGUUUAAAGGAUAGACAUGAGAUUAUGAGUGUAACAACACAACUCAACUAUUAACCGGUUUUAA
Messenger RNA from Brassica oleracea var. oleracea, 1848 nucleotides. RefSeq lists its product as uncharacterized. The transcript has a single exon. The coding region runs from base 431 to 1606 and encodes 391 amino acids. The record is from RefSeq and is a predicted model, not a curated record. Lineage: Eukaryota; Viridiplantae; Streptophyta; Magnoliopsida; Brassicales; Brassicaceae.